Fusarium keratoplasticum is the source of this 1008-nucleotide messenger RNA. RefSeq names its product Aldo-ket-red domain-containing protein. The record is from RefSeq and is a predicted model, not a curated record. NCBI's taxonomy places the organism in Eukaryota, Fungi, Ascomycota, Sordariomycetes, Hypocreales, Nectriaceae. The transcript is spliced from 3 exons. The coding region runs from base 1 to 1008 and encodes 335 amino acids.
AUGGAAUACACAAAACUCGGCGAGAGUGGUCUCAAGAUCUCCAAGAUUAUCAUGGGUUGCAUGGUCUUUGGUAGUUCCAAGUGGGAGGGAUCACCGUGGACCCUUGACGAGGAAGAAGGUCUCGAGCUGCUUAAAAAGGCAUAUGACCUGGGGAUCAACACUUGGGAUACAGCUGAUUUCUACUCCAACGGCGCUUCCGAGGAGAUUAUCGGCAAGGCCCUCAAAAAGUUCAAUAUCCCUCGGAGCAAGGUGGUUAUCCUCAGCAAGGUCUACUUCCCCAUCGCGGAAGGCGAGGGAACAAGAGUUCCAGUUGUAAAUGAUGGACCGACAGUGAACCAGAUGGGCCUUUCCAGGAAGCACAUCUUUGAUGCUGUUGACGGAAGCUUGAGACGUCUUGGAUUAGACUAUAUUGACGUCCUCCAGAUCCAUCGUCUGGACCGAGAAACGCCCCCAGAGGAGAUUAUGCGAGCUCUGCACGACGUGGUCAUGUCGGGCAAGGUGCGGUACAUUGGAGCCAGCUCCAUGUAUGCAUGGGAAUUCGCCCGACUGCAGCAUAUCGCCGAGCUCAAGGGAUGGACCAAGUUCAUUUCGAUGCAGAACUUUUACAAUCUGGUCUACCGAGAGGAAGAGAGGGAGAUGAUCCCCUUCUGCAAGGCCACAGGUGUGGGCGUCAUCCCCUGGUCUCCCAUGGCUCGUGGCCUCCUCACUCGGUCCUGGGGUACAGGCGAGAGCAGCCGUGCCUUGAACGACAAGCAUGCCGCGAUGUGGAACGCAACGGCCAGUGGGGAGGUCGUGGGACGCGUUGAGCAGUUGGCGAAGAAAAAGGGCAUUAGCAUGGCCGUGCUCUCGACAGCGUGGGUGCUGCACAAGGGAUGCUGGCCGAUCCUGGGUAUGAACAAGCCCGCGCGGAUCGAAGAGGCGGUUGAGGCGCUCCGUGUCCGGUUCACAGAUGAAGAAGUCAAGUAUCUAGAAGAAGAGUACAAGCCGCGAGCCGUCCAGGGGCAUUAA